AUGCCUAGCCGGCUCUCUGCAUUCCCCCCAAGCCAUUCUGUGGCACAUGGCAGGCCGUUAAUCGCCACGGUUGCCAGGGACAAGGCCCUCUCAUCUGGAUUUACAGCCAGUCCGCCUGUGGUGAUUCAAUCAGCCUGGGCCAUGCUUAUUGGCUUUACCUUCAACAUUGAUACCGUGUCAUUUGUUCUUCAAGACCACUGUUGCACGGAGAAAAAUUGCCUCAAGCAAAGAAACCACCAAGUCAACUCGCAGCUGAGACAAAUUGAAGUGACAGUAGAUAAGAAGAAACCACUGGAAGAGUUCUUCAACCAUGUUGAAACUCAGUGGGCAGCAGGGUGCGAUGCGGGCGAGCAGAAGAGCCUACCCUAUAUCCUUCAGCUUGGGCAGUGCGGUCUCGGACAGCUUCCUUGCAAAGGUACUGUCGAUGCCAAAUGGGAACAGAAGCUGGAGGGCAAUGUCGCGCUUGUGAUUGCAUGCGCGUGGAAGGCUUCGGAGUUAUCUGUUAUCGGCAGAUACAACGAGCAAAUGUUACGGAUCGCGGAGGUGAAUCGAAUCCUUGACCAAUUCUUGCACCUGGUCAGUGUACUCUCUGAGUCUACCGGCAAAGCAACCUUGGGUAAAUUGCAGGUUUGUGGCCCAGAGGAUAUAUCUCAGAUUCGACAAUGGAACACAAAGUGUCCCGAGCCCGUUAUGGAGCUGGCGCAUGGAAUCAUAACAUCGCAGGCCAGACGACGGCCGGAUGCCCUAGCAGUCAGGGCUUGGGAUGCUAGGCUCACAUAUGGAGAGAUGGACAGCUUCUCAGACAGCCUGGCUCAGCGGUUGCUACUCUUGGGGGUAAAGCCAGAUUCUCUCAUACCAUUCUGCAUGGAGAAAUCCGCUUGGGCAAUUGUCGCGAUGCUCGGCAUCCUUAAGGCUGGGGCAGCAUUCGUCGCCCUCGACCCGGCACACCCCCUAGAGAGACUGAGUGGCAUCCUAGAAAGAAUACAAGCGGAGGUUCUACUCACCUCAGAAUCAAGCAUCGAGAGAAUGAGAUCACUAAAACCAACGGCUGUUGUUGUUUCGCAGCCGGAGCUGGUUUCACCACUGGGCGAUUCAACGCAGCUGCUGAGCACUGUCACCCCCAACAACCUGGCAUAUGUGAUUUUUACCUCUGGUAGCACAGGUGCGCCAAAAGGAGUGAUGAUUGAGCACCACUCGCUCGUUCAGUCCUGCUUGGACUUGGCUGCUCGGAUGGGGUCUUCCAGUGAGACGCGAAUGCUGCAAUUCUCAUCCUUCACUUUUGAUGCGUCUAUUCUUGAGAUCUUUCCUACCUUGUUCAGCGGAGGUUGUGUUUGCAUGCCUUCAGACUCGGACAGAGUUGACAACCUUGUUGUCUAUAUCAACGACAACAGUGUCGAUCUUGUCUUCCUCACACCCUCGAUUGCAAGACUUCUCGAGCCCAGAAAUAUUCCCACCGUGCACACUCUAGUCACAGGAGGGGAGGCUUUCUCUGGGGACACGCUAAAGGCUUGGUUAAAGACUCGCUCAGUAUUGAAUGCAUAUGGUCCGAGCGAGAUUACCAUUGCUUGCAAUAUGGCACAGCUCUCGGUUGAACUACCUACUAAGUGCAUUGGGCGCGCAAUAAAUACGCUAUCUUGGAUUGUUGAUCCAGAUAAUCAUGCUAGGCUGGCACCCCUGGGGUGUGUGGGUGAGCUUCUGGUUCAGGGUCACACGUUGGCUCGCGGGUAUUUCCAAGAUGACGAGAAAACAGCAGCUCUGUUCAUUGAAGCGCCUGAAUGGUAUUCGGAUUUUGAAUUGUUGAAUACUGCUUCCAAGUUUUACAAAACUGGUGAUCUUGUUCGAUAUGAAUCGGACGGGUCCCUACUUUAUAUUGGUCGGAAAGACUCCCAGAUCAAGGUCCGUGGUCAGCGCGUUGAACUGGGGGAAAUCGAGCACCAUAUUUUUGCAACAGGAAUGGUCUCGCAGGCGCUUGUAUUGUUCCCUCCUUCUGGAGUGCUUAAACAUCGGCUUGUGGGGGUUUUAGUACUAAAGGAAGACACCAGAGCUAAUUUUGACGGUCAAAUUCGUCCACUAGGAGAGGAAGCUGGGUCAAGAAUUAACCAGAUCCGCGAUUUACUUUCCAGAUCUCUACCCCAAUACAUGGUUCCCGCCCAUUUGAUAGCGGUCCAAUCAUUGCCACUGCUUCCCUCUGGAAAGGUCGAUAGGAAAUCACUAGUGCGAUGGGCUGAAGAUGUCAACGGCUCAUCUCUCAGGACCAUCGAGACUAAACCUCAAGCCUUGUCGGAGUGUUUUCCCGUUUCCAGUAUAGAGAAGUCCCUCCAGCAGAUUGUGGGUGAUGUGUUAAAUAUUUCUGUGGGAGACAUCGACCUUCAACAAUCAUAUCUGAGCCUGGGGGGCGACUCCAUAUCCGCGAUGCAGAUAGUGAGCCUCUGCAGGACAAAAGGGAUAGAGAUAGCAACAAGGAAUAUUCUCAGUAGCAAGUCAAUAUCAGACAUGGCCCGUCACGUCAGUUUAUCCACCAUACAAAUACUAGAGGACCCGAGCGAAGAAGAGAGUGACGAGAAAUUUGAACUAUCACCAAUGCAAAAACUGUAUUUCAGUCUUGUGCCAAAUGGUGAUAAUGAAUUCAACCAAAGUUUUCUCUUGAAGCUUCGUGGGGAUGUGGAUAGGGAGACUCUCGGUUUCGCUCUCAAGGCAGUGGUUGAGCGGCACUCAAUGCUUCGGGCUCGUUUCACUCGCUAUAAGGGAGAGUGGGUACAAUACAUAUCAAAAGAUGCCGACGCCUCUUAUCUUCUUUUUUCUCAUGAUAUAGGACAAGGUAUAAUGAAAGACAACUUCCCCCACAGUGCGGCAUUGAUGAACGUGGAGACAGGCCCUUUACUCGUGGGGGAUAUCAUAGCAAAAGAUAAAGGGGGCAGGUAUUUAAGAUUAACAGCCCAUCAUCUGGUCAUUGACCUUGUCUCGUGGAGAAUCAUUCUUCAUGACCUGGAAGAAUACCUUACACAAGGCUCUCUGAGUAGAGAGAAACCGCUUUCAUUCCGGAGUUGGCUUCGUCUGCAAGACAAACACCUUUCAAGGGCAGUGCUUCCCCCAGUUCUUCAAUCAUUCGAAUAUGCUCCCCCGAAUCUGGAGUACUGGGGGAUCACAGCAAAGCCUUUGUCGUCAGUAGACACGCAAACGCAUACUUUCACGCUUAGCACAAGUUUGACGGAGCAGAUCAUGAAGUUCUGCCAUUCUUCACUCCGCACAAACCCUGUGGAUAUUAUGCUUGCAGCACUUCUAUUCUCUUUUGGGACAGUCUUCAAUGACCGGCCUCUACCCACUGUUUUCGAUGAGGGACAUGGGCGAAGCUUGGGUGACAAAGCGAUCGAUGUAUCUCAAACGGUAGGCUGGUUCACCGUCUUAUUUCCCAUUUUAGUGAACCCAAAGAAGAAUGGAACAAUUGUCGAUAUGAUUCGUCGUGUUAAGGACUUUCGUAGAACACUAGCGGGGCACGAGACAGCGUUCUUCCGGAAUCAGAUCCUGAAACAAGACAAUUCUCACACGAAUAAUUUUCCUGUUGAGAUAUUGUUUAAUUUUUUUGGCCAGUACCAGCAAUUAGAAAGAGCAGACGCGAUUCUACAACAAGUUCCCAAUGGCAUCGCGGAAGAUCUAGGCCGUCAAGCCCUUGAUGUUGCGAUAUUUGAAGUAUCGGUGCAGGUCGAACGUUCCCAGCUGGGCUUUGCGCUCAAGCACGGGAGGAGACUAAGAUAUCAGGAAAAAAUCACAAAAUGGGUCACGGAGUUUGCUUCCAUUCUAGAAAUGAUGGCCGGAAUCUUGAAAGGGCGUGACUUUGAGUAUACGCUCAGUGAUUUCCCAAUGCUUGCGCUAGACUAUCAGACCCUGGAUACCCUAGUAAACGAUCGUUUGAAGAACCUGAGAGAGAGUAACGGCAUAAUCAUUGAAGAUAUCUAUCCAUGUACUCCCAUGCAAGAUGGAAUAUUGGCAAGUCAGGCGAGAAACUCCAGUCUAUACAGAUCUUCAAUUCGGUGGAAGAUCACGGCAGACAAAGAAUCCAUGGUUGAUAAUGACCGCUUACUUAAAGCAUGGUCCCAGGUUGUAAAAAGACACAGCAUUCUGCGAACAGUCUUUACUCCCAGUUUUAAUCAGCAAUCAUUGUUCAAUCAGAUCGUUCUUGAGGGCUACGAGCCUCUCACAGCCAUUAUCUUCUGUAACGAGGAUGGUGAUUUCAGACAGUCAAAUGGGCGAGGAGCUUCUAAAGAUCAGUUCGUACAUGAGCACGAGCUGACCAUCUAUAGCACUAGCCCAUCGACAACAGUUUGUGAGCUCUCCAUCAACCACGCCUUGUUUGAUGGCGCUUCUGCCCAAAUCAUACUCAAAGACCUAAUUCUCGGCUAUAAAAAUGAGCUUGUCCCACAUUCCGGCCCCCUCUAUAAGGAAUAUGUGCGUUAUCUUACUCAGAGGUCCCCUGCAGAUGACCGGGCUUACUGGGAACAAUAUCUCGCGGGUACCCCCCCAUGUUAUUUCCCAUGCUCAGAGCGAAAACAAUCAGAUUAUGCUGAGCAGGCGAUUAGACUGGACCCUUGUCUCGUUCAGAAGAUUCGUGAGCUCUGUGUACAAAUGCAACUCACUACGGCAAGUGUGGUCCAGUUAGCAUGGGCACUAGUCCUACGUGCGCUCACAGGUUCGGACUCCGUUUGCUUUGGGUGCCUAGCGUCUGGACGGGAUGUGCCUGUGGACGGCAUUAUGGAUGCUGUAGGCGUGUUUGUGAAUAUGUUGGUCUGCAGAUUCGAGAUGGAUGAAGGAGUGUCUUUGAUUCAGAUACUGAACGUGUCAAAGAAACAAUUUCGACUGAGCCUGGAGCAUCAGCAUAUCUCAUUGGCAGAGAUUCACUGCGCCCUCGGGCUGCAAGGGAAACACCUUUUCAAUACGGCAAUAUCAUUCCAGAGACCCAGUUUUCUAGGAGCUACUGGAGAGCUCCAGGUCCAUCAGCUACCAGAUAAUGAUCCCAACGAGUAUGACGUCACGCUUCAUGUGUUUGAUUCUCCCGCAGCUGUAGAUGUUGCGCUCAGAUUCUGGAAAUCUCGAGUAUCAGAGGACCAAAUGCAAGCAACUUCAAAAAUGUUUGUGGCAGCGCUUUCUUCAAUCACAAACGACCCACAACAGGACAUUGGGAGUGUUAGCAUAUCAGACGCUCAUUAUGAUCGAAUCUUCGAGUGGAACAAGAAUAUCCCAGCCCCAUCAAAUCGCUGUCUUCACGAAAUCUUCCAGUCAGUUGUCAAGGAAUAUCCCCAUAACGAAGCAAUUUACUCGUCUCAAGAGUCAUGGUCAUAUCGACAAUUAGAUUUGAUAUCUUCCGCUCUUGCAUUAACUCUAGCUGCAGCAGGGGUUUCAUCGGAAAUUCUAGUUCCAAUUUGCUUUGAAAAGUCAACAUGGGCAGUGGUAGCAAUGCUAGGAGUCUUAAAGGCAGGAGGAGGAUUUGUGCCACUUGAUCCAAAACAUCCACCUGAAAGACACCUUGCCGUCAUCAAAAAUGUGGAAGCGAAGCUUGUUCUUGGAUCACGAGUAACCAGUGCGAUUCUACGUUCAUAUGUGCCAACAGUGCUAGAGGUGUCACAAGAGACUGUCAAUUGUAGCCUCCAGGAUUGUCCAAUGCUUACCAAACAGGCUGUGACACCUUCGAAUGUUGCCUACAUAAUCUUCACCUCAGGGAGCACCGGGAAACCCAAGGGUGUAGUCAUCGAGCAUCGUGCAGUAAGUUCCAGCUGCACAGAACAUGCAGGUCCAAUGGGAUUUGAGAAGUCCUCUCGUGUACUCCAAUUCUCUUCGUACACAUUUGAUGCCUCCAUUGCAGAGAUAUUCACAACGCUCACGAUGGGUGGCACAGUCUGCAUCCCGACUGAAAAAGAGCGAAUGGGGGAUAUUGUGUCGUUUAUCAACAGGGCCCGAGUUAAUUGGAUAUUUUCUACCCCAUCCUUCAUCCGCACUAUCGAGCCAAGAUCAGUACCAACGGUUCGAACUCUGGCUGUUGGUGGGGAAAUUGUAGGGCAAGAUAUUCUCUCUACAUGGGUUCCUAGCGUUACUUUCAUCCAUGUCUAUGGUCCAACGGAAUGCUGCAUAUUUUCCGUAUCUCAUACAGUCAACAGAGAUAAAGGCCAUCGAAUUAUACUUGGUCGAGCUUUUGGCAGUGUCUCCUGGAUUGUUGACCCUAGAAAUCCUGAUAAGCUGUUGCCCGUGGGAUCUGUUGGUGAGCUCCUGCUUGAGGGUCCAAUUCUCGCGCGUGGGUACCUAAACGACCCUGAAAAAACAGCAGCAGCAUUCAUCGAUAGUCCAGUCUGGCUUCAUGGGGCGCGGCGGAAAAUGUACCGCACAGGAGACCUUGUGCGUUACAACACGGAUGGAACUAUGAUGUACAUUGGACGAAAAGACAAUCAGGUAAAGUUGCGGGGCCAGCGUCUGGAACUUGGCGAAAUCGAAUAUAACAUGGGGCUCAAUCUCCCUGAACACAUAGCCGUCGCAGUAGAGCUAGUCGACCGGGCCGGUAUAGAAGGGUCCAAGGCUUUAGCUGCAUUUGUUUGUGAUGCUCGUUGCACCGAAGCUGUCAACAAUGAAGACCUCCUCAACCCAAUGACGGAGUCAUUCCGGUCACAAAUGGAGGAUCUACGACAAAAGCUCGACGCAGUAUUGCCAUCUUAUAUGGUGCCAUCACUGUAUAUUCAGAUAAAAAAAAUGCCACCUACCCCAACAGGAAAGCUCAACCGCCCUCUUCUUCGGCAGUUGAUCGCAACACUUUCUCAGGAAGAUCAAUCAAAGUACUCGCUCAUGAGUGAUGAAACGAGUAAUGGGCCAUCUACCGAAUAUGAAUCGAUCAUGCAAGGUUUUUGGGGGCAGGUAUUGCGAAUGGAGGGAUCCAAUAUCGGAGCAAAUAGUAACUUCUUCCACUUGGGGGGAGAUUCUAUUGCGGCUUUGCACCUCGUUAAUAUUGUGCGAAACAACAAUUUGUCUAUAGGAAUUUCUGAAAUAUUUGGGAAUCCGACUUUGAAGAAAAUGUCUCGAUGCUUGGAGGCUGGGGGGUCUUUGGAUGCAUCUUCUCUUGAGGCUUUUGGGUUGCUAGGAGCGUCACAUUCAAUGACAGACGUUAUUAGCCAGGCGAGUGAGGCUAUCGAAGUGCAAUCGGAGUCAAUCCUUGACAUUUAUCCUUGUACACCGCUUCAGGAGGGGCUAGUAGCACUAUCAAAUAAAAGACCAGGCUCUUACAUCUCUCAGUUUGUCUUCAGCUUGCCAGCACACAUCGAUAUCUGGCGAUUCCAGAAAGCGUGGUCACUCGUUAUUGAAAGGACACCAAUUUUGCGGACAAGAAUCAUUGCUAUAGAGAACUCGAUGUGGCAAGUUGUGAUCUCUGAAGACAUCCAAUGGGAAUAUGGAGAUAAUCUACAGUUGUAUCUUGCACAAGAUCAGAAACUUGACAUGCGACCCCAGUCUCCACUGUCGACAUAUGCGUUGCUUCGAGAGGGGAAUCGCCAAUAUUUCGUCCUAACAAUGCACCACUCCGUGUAUGAUGGAUGGUCAUUACCGCUGUUGUUUCGAAGCGUCGAGAAUAUGUACCAUCAAGAUGGAUCUCAUCAUUCACAGUCUGAGUUUCGUACUUUUAUCAAGCAUGUUACUGAGAUUGAUCGAGAAAGAGGUCGAAAGUUCUGGAGUCAGUUUCUCAAGGGGGCUAAACAAUCAAAAUUCCCACAGAUUCACGAUCCAGAAUAUCAGUUUGUAGUCAACAAAUCACUCAGGGUUCCUAUUGAUAUAGGAAUAGAGACACAGGGUGACUUCACAGCUUCGACAAUUCUGCAGGCUGCUUGGGCAAUUGUUCUUUCACAAAUCACAGAGUCUACUGACAUCACAUUUGGAUCUGUGGUAUCUGGACGCAAUGCUCCUGUACCAGGUAUUUCAGAAAUUAUUGGUCCAACUAUCGCAACACUUCCGGUCAGAGUGAAUUUGAAUAAAAGCCAGCCGAUUUCAAAGUUGCUGUAUGAUAUCCAGCAACAGGCAGCUCAGAAAAUACCUUUCGAGCAAGAAGGGCUACAAAAUAUAUCUAGCGCCAGUGAAGAUGCUCGGGCUGCCUGCCAGUUUUUAAGCCUCUUUGUCAUCCAACCUCUGUUUGUCCAUAGUGGAGCAAUGUUAGGGUGUGAACGUGUGGAAAUGGAUUAUAACAAUGCCAGGGCUACUCCACUGACCAUGGAGUGCAGUAUUGGGGAAGGUCAACUCGAGGUUUCGGCACAUUUUGAUUCAAAUCUCAUCAAUGAGCGCAAAAUGGAGCUAGUAAUCCAUCAGUUGGCACACACAUUCGUCGAGCUCAGUUCCGGUCACCAACGAACUUUACUUCAGAUCACACGAUGCAGCAGCUAUGAAAGGCAACUGAUCAAGAAAUGGAACGAAAAGAUUCCUCGAGCCAUGGAGACGUGCGUUCAUCAUGUAUUUAAAAAACAGGUGUUUGCUUGGCCUAAGGCACCUGCGGUUCAUGCAUGGGACUACCAACUAAGUUAUUCCCAAGUUGACCAAUAUGCCACGGCAUUUGCACAUUAUAUUGUGAGGAUGGGUGUUGGGCCUGAGGUCUUGGUACCCGUUAUCAUGGAGAAGUCGGCAUGGACGAUUGUCGCAAUGAUUGGUAUACUGAAAGCAGGGGGAGCAUGCGCCACACUUGAUCCUUCACAUCCAACAGAUCGUCUGCAUUGUAUCAUUCAAGACACAGAGGCUCCUCUAAUUGUUGUAUCAGCGCAAUAUCGUAACAGGUUUUCUGGACUUGUUGACAACACGGUUGUAGUCGAUAAGUCGUUCCUUGAUGGGUUGCCUUCCCAAAUCGAGGACCCUCGGACAAAUGUCUGUUCUUCCAAUGCCGCUUUUGUCAUUUUCACAUCGGGCAGCACCGGGAAGCCUAAGGGCAUUAUUAUUGAGCAUGUCCAUAUUUGCACAAGCUCGGAAGCUCAAGGCUCUACCAUGAAUAUUGGGUUGGAUAGCCGUGUGUUUUCAUUUGCUUCGUAUGCCUUCGAUGUGAGCCUCGGUGAUACAUGGACAACACUCAUGCGAGGUGGAUGUGUUUGUGUGCCUUCUGAAGAUGACAGACUGAGCAAUCUCGCCCAGACAAUCUCUGAGAUGAGAGCUAACUGGAUAGGAUUGACGCCAACUGUGUCACGCUUGCUUACCCCAGAAUCAGUGCCAACAGUGAGAACUCUUACACUCGGUGGAGAGCCACUUGCUAAAGAAGAUACUGAGACCUGGGCCGGUCAUGUUCGCGUUAUCAAUUCCUGUAAGUCAAGCCUAGAUCCUGUAAGAAUACGGGACACUCUGACACAACUCCUAGAUGGGCCAGCCGAAACAGUGAUUGGAGCCACGAUGAGUGAUCUUUCGGCGGACCGUAGUCUCAACCCGAGGACAGUAGGCCACGGCAUCGAUGCAAACCUUUGGGUUGUAGAUCCCGACAACCAUCAUACCCUCGUUCCAAUUGGGACCAUUGGGGAGCUCUUAAUACAAGGACCAGCCAUAUCCCGAGGGUAUCUGAAAGACCCUGAAAAGACAGCACGGAGUUACCUUACAGAGGCCCCUGCUUUUCUGGCGGAAAGAGAUUUUGGACCAAACCGGACUCAUCGGAUAUUUAGGACGGGGGAUUUGGUGUAUCAAAGCCCUGAAGACGGUGCUGUUAUCUACGUUGGCAGAAAAGAUACACAAGUCAAGCUACACGGGCAGCGUAUUGAGCUCCAAGAGAUCGAAGAGCAACUGGCAUCCAAUUAUGGGGAGGAACACGUUUGGGCAGUAGAAUUGGUUCAGGGUUCUAAGCAAGAGUCCGCCUGUCUGGCAGCGUUUUUUGCCAGUUAUGAUGCAAUUGGAGGGCGAGAACCAGAGGUGAUGGUUGUACCCGUCACGAACGAGGUGCAGAACAGGCUAAGGAAACUCAAAAAACAUCUUGCGUCCUUACUACCAGAAUAUAUGGUUCCUUCGAUGUUCGCGCAAUUGGCAACUAUGCCGUUGAACACUUCUGGUAAAACAGAUCGCACCCGACUUCGCACGCUGGGGGCAGCGAUUUUAAACGAAGCUGGACUCACAUCGAUAGCAGCAAUACCAGGUGAGGGUACAACCACGUCGAAGAGGCUGAUCAAGCGCCAGCCUGUCACUAAGAAGGGGCAAAAGAUGCAAAACCUAUGGAGCCGAGUACUAGAGCUUCCACUUGCCUCUAUUGGCUCUUUAGACAAUUUCUUUGAUCUCGGUGGCAACUCUAUUGUUGCAAUGAAGCUCGCGGCUUCUGCUCACAGGGAAGGCCUCUCACUAUCUGUGGCCGACAUUUUCAAGUAUCCGCAGCUGGAUGAUAUUUCAAAAAUUGUGACCAGAUUUGAUAUCCCCAAAUUGCAGUCUGUAUUUAAGCCAAAACCUGAGGACCACAUGCGUGACACCAUCGCCAGCCAGCUGCCUAAUUAUAAAAACAUCCAACACAUUGCCGAGGCAACUGAUUAUCAGGCGUGGACCGCUAUUCAUGGGAUGAUGGCGCACCGCGGCUUCUAUAAUGACUUAUUUGUUGACUUUAGCGGCGAUUCUGACAUUUCGCGUAUAAGGCAAGCUUGUCACAUUCUUGUUCAACACAAUCCUAUCCUUCGCGCCGCAUUUGUGGGCCAUGAAGAUCGAAUUCUGCUGGUUGCUUUCAAGGAUGUGGAUCUUGAUUUCCAAGUCUAUAAGUGUGAUGGAGGGACCGUUACUGGAGCUCCCCUUUCCUGGGAGCUCAAAACAGUCAAAUAUGGAAAACCGCCUAUCCGCUUUGCAUUGAUUGAGAAAUCCAACUCAGGAUAUCGCUUGGUGAUCCGGAUCUCACACGCACAGUACGAUGGUAUCAGUGUACCGCUGAUGCUAAAUGAUCUUAGGGCAGCAUAUACUGGUCUUGACGGUACUUCUCUCUCAAAUUACUUUGAUUACCUUGAUGAGUAUGCUAGCCGGGAAAAAGUGUCCCAUCUAGCAUUCUGGAGGCAACUGCUAUAUAAGUCUCAUAUGACGCAAAUCGUUGCUCACGAUGGUCUUCAUUAUGCCGGUAAGGCUGAUACGUGUCUUUUCCGAAAAAUAAGUUCACCUGCAGUCCAGGGUAGAACUGGAAUCACCGUGGCCACAAUAUUCAAAGCAGCUUGGGCUCUAGUGCUGUCGAAAUUUUCAGGGCAAAAAGAUGUUACCUUCGGCCAUGUUUCGGCUGGUCGAAGCGCGUAUCUGCCCAGGUUCGACACAACGAUUGGAGCAUUUCUCAAUAUCAUACCAAUUAGGGCAAAGCUCGACAAGGACCCCAAUUGUCAAACAAGCCUCCAGCUCAUGCGAGAAAUCCAAGAUCAGCAUGUAGACUCACUCCCUCACGAGUGGGUCGGGUGGCGCACUAUCCUAAAAUCUUGUACAUCGUGGCCAUCAUGGUCUAGUUUCAGCUCUAUCUUGCAGCAUCAAAAUCUGGAUCACGCUUCAACCGUAACCUUGCCCGGAAUCGCCCGUAUCGGUGCUUCGACUGAUAUCUGGGUUUUAACUACACCCCACGAGAGGGAUGUAGACGUGCAACUUUACUUCUCCUCACAUAUCCCCCUUUGGGCUGCGCAGGAGAUGUUGGAUAAAUUUUGCUCGGUAACCGCGAAGCUCUGCGAUCCUGCCUACGCCAAGAUACCAGUCAACGAUUUCUUUUCAACCCGGAUUCUGAUCCCAUUCAACCCCCUAUCAUCAGGUCGAAAUUGUGAGAAUGGCAUCUCCGACCAGGAGACUAUACAUGACGACGAAAGCUCCGAGCUAUUCCAGAAACUUCGACAUCUAGUGGAAAAUGCAUGGAGUAAGGUGCUUGGGAGACGUGAAAAUAAACAAAACUUCUUGUUAGGUGACUCCUAUCUGGAGUUGGGCGGGGAUCUGGUAACUGCCGGGCUUCUUGCCCAUGUAUUCCAAGAGGAAGGCUAUCAUCGGGCGACGGUAGAGGGUAUUAUAGCCUGGACCACAAUACGUGGGCAGAUCAGAUAUCUUAUAAAGGUAGCAUAG
This is a messenger RNA of Ophidiomyces ophidiicola, 12027 nucleotides long. RefSeq lists its product as uncharacterized. The transcript has a single exon. Gene Ontology annotation, molecular function: phosphopantetheine binding; catalytic activity. The record is from RefSeq and is a predicted model, not a curated record. Gene Ontology annotation, biological process: secondary metabolite biosynthetic process; amino acid activation for nonribosomal peptide biosynthetic process. Lineage: Eukaryota; Fungi; Ascomycota; Eurotiomycetes; Onygenales; Onygenaceae. Gene Ontology annotation, cellular component: cytoplasm. The coding region runs from base 1 to 12027 and encodes 4008 amino acids.